ACAUUGGAAAAAAAAAACAAAAAAGCAAUGUAGCGGACGGACGUCGUUUUCGACUUUUCUAUUCCGUCAUGCAAUAAUUUUUGUCAUUCAUGAGUUCGUCGAUAAAAAAUAUUUUAUAUGGUGUCACCUUCGUGAACAUUAGUUGAAAUAAUAGAUAAUAAUGUGUUAGUAUUUUAUUUCGCGUAGUUCAUCUUCAUAGUUCUAUAAGAUAGGUGUGUGACAAGUUCGGUAAUGGUGGCCAUGUCAUGAAAAUCCCAACAGCCAUGGAUGAUAGCUCCGUGUCUCAUCACAACGGAGGGCAAGUGGGAUCUCAAAUUGGAGUGAAUGUAAAUAACAAACAGAAUGACGAACCUAGCCAAAGUGUCCAGUAUUCGAUACCGGGCAUCUUGCAUUUUAUUCAACACGAAUGGGCGAGAUUCGAGCUCGAGAGAUCACAAUGGGAGGUGGACAGAGCUGAGUUUGAGGCACGGAUCGCCUUCCUCCAGGGUGAGAGGAAGGGUCAAGAGAAUCUAAAGAAUGACCUCGUGAGGCGGAUCAAGAUGCUGGAAUAUGCUUUAAAACAGGAAAGAGCUAAGCUCCACAAGCUCAAGUAUGGAGUAGAGCUCCAACAAGGUGACAUGCGUCCACCACCUGAGGAGCUUCCACCAGAACCUGAGCCAGCAGAGAGGGCACAGUGGAAGCAGGGGCAACAACUAAUUAAACAGUACUUGCAGGAAAUAGGUUAUACAGAUACAAUCCUGGAUGUGCGCUCAAACAGAGUGCGAACUUUGUUGGGACUGAACAAUGAAGAGCAGGGAGAGGAUCCUAAUUACAGAAACUAUGAUAAACAACAGCGUGAUAGAUAUGAAAUUUGCAGUAGUCAUGCCAUGAAUUCUAUGGGUCGAAAAUAUGAUUAUGGUGGUAAAGAGCCACGCAAAAGUGGCGUGUCCACUGGUGGAGGAUACAAUGAAGAGGGACUCUCCGUGCAAGAAACUGCUGCUGUUUUUGCUAACUUUGAAUUUCUAGCUAAUCAGGAAAUGGACAUGGAUGAGAUUGACGAUCUGGAUGCGAAGCAACCACAUCAUGCAGCUAGCAAACAAGGCGAAGAGGUAGAUCAUGAAGCUGAAGAAGUCCUGAAUGAACUAAACUCACUGACAGAAAGUGAAGCUGAUGGUGGCGGACAAGGUGAUGAAUAUCCAGUUGGUAAAUUUGCAGGCGGUCCUGGUGUGGCGGCGGCGGGCGCCGGCGUGGUGGGUGCGGGCGUGGUAGGCGCGGGGGGCGCGGGCGGCGCGGGCGGCGAGGCGGAUGAGGAGCCGCUGGCCCUGGGCGAGCUGGCGCAGCUCACCGUCAGCAACGAGCCGGAAGCGUACGAUGUCGCCAGCGCCAACAAGGAGUCCUUCCGUAAAACGUGGAACUCCAAAUACACGUUGCGCUCGCACUUCGACGGGGUACGCGCGAUCGCGUUCCACCCGACGGAGGCGGCGCUGGUGACUGCGUCGGAGGACCACACGCUGAAGCUGUGGAACCUGCAGCGCACCGUACCUGCCAAGAAGUCGGCCGGCCUCGACGUGGAGCCGCUGUACACGUUCCGCGCGCACACCGCGCCCGUACUGUGCCUGGCCAUGGGCGCGCCGCGUUCCGAGGAGUGCUUCUCGGGCGGACUCGACGGCACCAUCCGCGUCUGGAACCUGCCGCCACCCACCGCCGAUCCCUACGACCCGUACGAUCCCGCCGUGCAGGGGCCGGUGCUGCGCGAGCACACGGACGCGGUGUGGUCGCUGUCGGCGGCGCACGGGCGGCUGCUGUCGUCGUCGGCCGACGGCACGGCGCGCCUGUGGGCGCCGCGUGCUGCGCGCCCGCUGCUCGCCACGCUGCGCGACGACGCGCCCGCGCACGCCGCGCACGCCGCCCACGCCGCGCACGCCGCGCCCGCCGCCGCAGACUUCGCGGACGCCGGUGCGCGCGCCGCCGUCGUCUACCGCGACGGCACGCUGCUGCUCUACGACCUCGAGACCACGCAGGUGGUGAUGCGCGUGUCGUGCGACAGUCCGAUGACGCGUGUGCGGUCGCACCCGACGCUACCGCUGCUGGUGACGGCGCACGAGGACCGGCACAUUCGGUUCUGGGACGGUGUGUCGGGCCGCUGCGCACACGCUAUGGUAGCACACUUGGACGCCGUCACGGGGCUUGCGUUAGACCCCAACGGCCUGUUCCUACUAUCUGGCUCGCAUGAUUGCUCUGUUCGCCUUUGGAACCUCGACACCAAGACCUGCGUGCAAGAGAUCACUGCACACCGCAAGAAGUUCGACGAGAGCAUCCUCGAUGUCGCCUUCCAUCCGCUUCGGCCCUACAUCGCCAGCGCCGGCGCAGACGGCCUCGCGAAGGUCUUCGUCUGAGCUCUCCGACUAUAUAUAGUAUAUAUAUAUAAUAAUAAAUACAUGUAAUUUUACUUUCGAUACGAACUCUAUGUUACGCAGUAGCGAGUCGCGUCAUCGCUCGUAGACGGGCGACCGGUACUCUCGGAUUAUGUGUCUAGUCCCUUCGGUACGGUUACGAGUAGCGACGUAGCGACGUAUCCGCGAUUCGACGACUGCCGUGUGUACGGACGGAGCCGCCGGUUCGUUUUAUCGUAUUUAAAUAUUGUAACGUAAUGGACGCGCUCGACGCUCGUUAUAAGCGCGUAGUGAACACUCAUCUAUGUAUAGACAUUUGAAAUCUAUUAUAAUAUAUUUUUAGACUUUCAGUAUGUGACUUUAGGUUUUUAUCACGACUUUUUCACCGAUUUUACGAUACGCAGUGAGAAUAUUGUUCGUUUUUAUGCAUCUGUAAGCCAUGCCUUGUAAUAAAUAUCAUGUGGAUUCCGACAAUGUUUCCGUGAUACGUUUUUAUGUUUUACGUGUCUGUACAGUUAGAUGUUACGCAGUAUUUGCUAAUCUCACAGAGAUCGAAUAGUGUUUCUUUUUAGCUAGUAUGAUUUAUUUAAAUCGAUUGGAUUUCUAUAGCCAUAUUAUACUUUGUUUUGUGACAUGUACGAAUAUGCUCUCGUUAAUAAUUUAUGCAGAUGAACAGAUGAUGAGCGAUCGAACAAAAUAUAUGAUUGAGUAGAAGUACUAUAUCGAAAAUAACAUAAGUAAUGUUUGUUCAUAUGAGUACUGCGAUGUAGAAUAUAUAUUAUAAAACAUUACAUAUUCCUUUAUUUUCUUCGAUUUCUUGUACACAUACAUCCAAAAUUGAUAGUAAAAAGCAACAUAACCGAGAUGAAUGUUGUUUUUUUAAUUCUUCAUUUCUUAUUCCCCAUAGAUGUAAGUCACUGGUAUAUUCGAUAUUUUAUUAAUCUACAAAAUGGAUAGCUUGGAUAAGAAGUAUUUGAACAAAAAUUGCAUAAUAUAAACAAUUUUCAUUUUUAUCUAUGUUAUCGAAGAUUAUAUAAACGAUCCAUUAUGAUUCUGGGCUACCGUGUAGUAUUACCAUUACUGUAGUGGUAGUGCUUUGAUACAUUUCAAUUUAGACUUUGCGUUAUGCAUAUAAAUACUAUUCAUUUUUAGAGAAUUUGGAUCGAUGUGUCAUUUAUGCAAGACAAUUUUCAACAAGUUUGUCCCUACAUCGAUAUGAACCUUACGUAAUUUGGAUACAGUACUUUAUGGUGUACUGUGGUGAUAAAGUUUCCUAAACUAGGCUCUGGCUCGCGUUGUAAUGUUACAGUUGGUUACUUAUGUAACGACGCUAUUUGAUGAAAUAUUUUUAUAAGCUUGAUACAGUCUUUCAAUGUCUAUUCUGUAUUUUAUAUUCAUUUACAAGUUGACCUAAACCGAAAAAUCUAAUACAAUGGAGGUGAAUACGAAGCCUCAUUAUAAGUUUUUUUUAAACAAUAUUUAAUAUAUGCGCCGUAUAUAACAUUUUAUAUAAUAUUUUAAAAUUAUCAAAUCGAUUGUUUCUCACAUAAAAAUAUUUUAUUGAAUGGAAAAUUUAGUAUGAAUCGAGCUUAGUUUUGAAAUAAUCUUAAUACUUGCAUUAUGAUUUAGCGCAAUUAUUGUAUUCAUCAUAAAAACUACCUCUCAUAAUGAAUGCCAAGGCUAAAGCCCGGUUUAUAUUUUUAAAACUUUCGCUUCAAGUCCUUUAGUAGAGUACAUAUACAUGUGUCUUUAUAUGAAUGCAAUCUUACUAAACUAAGUAGUAGAUAUUAAGUCAAAGCUACUGUUUACACACGUCUACUAAAGCACUUGUUUGCUAGUGUUUUUCUAAUGUAAACCAGGCACUUGGAACUAAUAACAUAAUCAGUUUAUUUCACUUUUUGCCGAUGUUUGCUUCUAGUACUAGUUAGAAAUGAAGGAGUUAACGUGAAGGUGACAAAAUUAGUCUUGUUUGUUGACUAAAGAGAGUACUAACUAGGCGCUAGAGUUGCUAUGGUACACGUGAAUUCAUUAAAAAUAACGCUGACGCUAAGUAACGCUCUAAAGACUGACAUACGCGUGUUGUUAUUUGGAAAUAUAACAACCAAUGCGUUUUAUAAUCCACCUGCCUCAAACGUACAAUAAAUAUAAAUUAGCGAAGAGUCUGAUUAUGUUUGUUGGCAACUCUGAAUUGAGCUGAUCAAGUGUAAUUAGUUCCUUAGCCAGACAAUCUCUAUAAAAACAAAAUUUGUAAAGAUUUGAUUAUGGUUAAAUGAAUAGAACCAUGCAGUAAAUUAGUCAAUAAACAUUACAAAAUA
This is a messenger RNA of Galleria mellonella (greater wax moth), 4687 nucleotides long. It is a transcript of the gene Cka, whose product is annotated as striatin-3. Gene Ontology annotation, molecular function: protein binding. The transcript is spliced from 9 exons. The record is from RefSeq and is a predicted model, not a curated record. NCBI's taxonomy places the organism in Eukaryota, Metazoa, Arthropoda, Insecta, Lepidoptera, Pyralidae. Bases 246 to 2375 code for a protein of 709 amino acids.